Pteronotus mesoamericanus is the source of this 2973-nucleotide messenger RNA. Its product is annotated as zinc finger protein 548-like. The transcript has 3 exons. The record is from RefSeq and is a predicted model, not a curated record. The coding region runs from base 3 to 1838 and encodes 611 amino acids. Gene Ontology annotation, molecular function: DNA-binding transcription repressor activity, RNA polymerase II-specific; RNA polymerase II cis-regulatory region sequence-specific DNA binding. NCBI's taxonomy places the organism in Eukaryota, Metazoa, Chordata, Mammalia, Chiroptera, Mormoopidae. Gene Ontology annotation, biological process: negative regulation of transcription by RNA polymerase II.
CCAUGACAUUUGCAGAAAAGCUUAUGGACGUGGCACAGGGCCGUGUGGUCUUUGAGGACGUGGCCAUCCACUUCUCCCAGGAGGAGUGGGGGCUCCUGGAUGAGGCUCAGAGACGCCUGUACCACAGUGUGAUGCUGGAGAACUUGGCACUGUUGUCCUCCAUAGGUUGUUGGCUUGGAGCCCAAGAUGAGGAGACACCUUUGGAGCAAGGUGAUUUUGGUGGAGGUUCACAGGUCAGGACUCCAAAGUUAGCUCUGUCCACCAAGAAGGCCCAAACCUGUGAGAUGAAAGACGUUUUGCAACAGGCUGAGGACAGUGGAAUGCACCCUGAGCAAGGGCUGUAUAUUUGUGGGACAGAUCUUCACCAGCACCAGAUGGAGCAGAUAAGAGACAAGAUGUUCAGAAGAGACGAGGAGAGGCCUUCAUUUGUGACAAAUGACAGCAUUCACAUGGCACUGAGGCCCUUCACGUGCAGCGACGGUGGGGAAGACUUCCCAGCCAGUGCAGGCCUCCUCCAGCACCUGGCUCCUCACCAUGGGUGGAAGCCAUCUGGGGACACUGAGUGCAGAAAGGCCUUUGAAACUGGACAAAAUGAUUACAAGUGUGCUCAGUGUGGGAAAGGCUUCAGCCGAAAACAGAUACUUGUUCAGCACCAGAAAAUCCACACUGGAGUAAGGCCUCAUGAAUGCAGCAAGUGUGGGAUGGCCUUCAUUAGAAAGUUCCACCUUGUUCAGCACCAGAGAGUCCACACUGGAGAAAAGCCUUUUAAGUGUAGUGAAUGUGGAAAAUUCUUUAGGUACAAGUCCACACUCGUUGGUCACCAGAGAGUCCACACUGUAUCAAGCCCUUAUGAGUGUAGCAAAUGUGGGGAAUUCUUUAAGUACAAAGCAAACUUCAUGAAACAUCAGAGGAUUCACAAUGGAGAAUGGCCUUAUGAAUGCAGAGAAUGUGGAAAAUUCUUUAGGUACAACUAUAGACUGAUAAGACAUGAGAGAGUUCACACUGGAGAAAGGCCAUAUGAGUGCAGUGAAUGUGGGAAAUUUUUCAGGUACAGUUCCACAUUCAUUAGACACCAGAGAGUUCACACUGCAGAAAGGCCUUAUGGUUGCAGUGAAUGUGGCAAGUUCUUUCGGUACAAUUCCACACUUAUCAAACAUCAGAGAGUCCACACCGGAGAAAGGCCCUAUGAGUGCAGUGAGUGUGGGAAGUUCUUUAGGUAUACUUCCACACUCAUUAGACAUCAAAGAGUUCACACUGUUGAAAGGCCUUAUGAGUGCAGCUUAUGUGGGGAAUUCUUUAGGUACAAGUCCAAGCUCAUUAAACAUUGGCAAAAUCACACUGGAGUAAGGCCUUAUGAGUGCGGUGAAUGUGGGAAAGCCUUUAGGUACCACUGUAGACUCAUUAGACAUAAGAGAGUUCACAGUGGAGAAAGACCGUAUGAGUGCAGUGAAUGUGGAAAGUUCUUUCGGUACAACUCCAACCUCAUUAAACAUUGGAGAAAUCACACUGGAGAGAGGCCUUACGAGUGCAACGAAUGUGGGAAAGCCUUUAGCCACAAACAUAUACUUGUUGAACAUCAAAAAAUCCACACAGGAGAAAGGCCUUAUGAGUGCAGCAAAUGUCAGAAGGCCUUCAUUAGAAAGUCCCACCUUGUUCAUCACCAGAAAAUCCACAAUCAAGACAGGCCUGUGAGAUCUGUGAAUGUGGGGAAUUCUUCAGAUACAACGACAACCUCAUUAAACACAGUUCACACUGGCAAAGACCGUAUGAGUGAAGAGAAUAUGGUAAACCUUUUAGGUACAACUCUAAACUCAUUACACUGGAGAAGCACCUUAUGAGUUCAAAUUGGAUUAGGGCCUUUGAGUACAGGGAAUGUGAGACAGUCUUUAGAUGGAGCUCCAGCCCCAUCACAGUGGAGAAGUACUGAAUGAGUGCAGCAAAUAUGGGCAUGUGUUCAACCAAAUCUCCAACCACAUUGUGGCAUUAAAAAAGUUCAUGCCAGAGAGAGGGUUGCAAAUGGUGAAAGACCAGCCACCUGUCUGCUCUAAUUUAUCCAUGGGAACUACUGUAAUAUAGGGGGUUUUUUAAAUUUUACAUUUUAAAUUGGGGUAAAAUACAUGUAACAGAGUUUGCCCUCUAGCAUUUUUAUUGUAGUUUAGUAAUGUUAAAAAUUCACAUAUUUGUGCAACUAAUCUUCAGCAUUCUUUUUUAUCUUACAAAACUGAAACUACUCAUUAAACAGCUCCUCCUAUCCUUGUUCUACUGUACCGGGCAACUACCUUCUACAUUCUGUCUCUCUGAAUUUGACUACUCUGGAUACUUCAUACAAGUGGAAUCAUACAGUAUUUGUGUUAUUGUGACUGCCUAUUUUGCUUAGCAUAAUUUCCCCAUGUUUAUAUAUUUGUCAACAUUUCCUUGUAUUUUGAGAAGAAAUCAGGGUUGAUCCACUUGCAACAUGGGGAGUGGUGCUGAUGGAGUCAGUACAGCUUUGCCAGAUGUUAAGGUAUUUCUAGAGAAAGAGGAGACCUAGAUUUUACAUGGAAUCUUAAUUUAACAGCAUUAUUGACAUAAGUUGCAUUUAUUAAAAGCGUAAACUAUAUUUUCAUAUAUGUGUGCACAAUGGGACCAUCACCAAAGCCAAUGUAGCUCCUAUAGUUUUCAUUGGCACCUUUAUAUUCUCUCUCCCAGCCCUUCCCAACUUGCCAUCCUCAGAUACACACUAUAGUUUGCAUUUCUAGAUUUUUGUAUAAAAGAAGUCCUACAGUUGUAUGGCUGUUUUUACUAAACACACACACAUAUAUAUUUUUAGUACUUGUGUGUGCAAAAGCAUGAUAUCAAAUAAUAAGCAAGGCUCUGUGCUACCUAUUAGAGUGACAUUGUGUAUAAAGCACAAAGGUGCUUUUAGUUCUGACAAUCUCUGAGGAAAAGAGUUGUUUAAAGUGGUAAAGCGAAGUUUAACAAAUCUAAGUUCAG